GCAGGCGCACUCAGUUAAAUGGCGCUGCUCCAAAGAGCCACACCGAGCAGCUGAUUUUGAUAAGCGCUACUCGGCGAUUCCAGUGUCUUCUGUUUCCAGCUAGAGUCAGUGACUAUGCCCGCGUUCUCCCAUCGCCAGCUCUGUCAUAUCAUACUUUGUGAACGACGAACGCGGACUUUAGUGAGGACAGCGUGAUUCGGAACUGGCUCUCACUGUCCAUUCAGCAGACUGACUGACAACCAGGAUCUUCAGCCUCUUCAGCCUGAGCUCUUCAGAUCCAGACACAAUGACCAGCUCUCAAUGCACUCAGAGCCCAGACAGUGACCUGGCACCUCUGCAACAUUGCAAGCUCUGCCUUGGAGAGUUCCCCCUGGACAAAAUGGCCAUCAUCUCCCAGUGCCAGUGCAUCUUCUGCAGCCUGUGUCUAAAGCAGUACGUAGAGCUGCUGAUCAAAGAGGGUCUGGAAACAGGAAUCAGCUGUCCAGACUCUGCCUGCCCAAAACAGGGCCAGUUACAGGAGAGUGAGAUUGAGUCUAUGGUGGCAGAAGAUGUCAUGCAGAGGUACAAGAGGCUGCAGUUUGAGAGAGAGGUGUUGCUGGACCCAUGCCGGACCUGGUGCCCAUCAUCUUCAUGCCAGGCUGUGUGUCAGCUGAAGGAAGCAGAGGUGUCUGUGCCGCAGCUGGUACAGUGCCCUCUGUGCAGCCUGCGCUUCUGCUCAGCCUGCCGGGGAGACUGGCACACAGGACGGGCCUGCCGUGACAGUCUGCCCAUCAUCACCUUCUUACCUGGAGAGAACAGUUCUGUCUGUAAGAGUGAAGAGGACGAGCCUCCUAUAAAGCGUUGUCCAAAGUGUAAAGUGUACAUUGAGAGAGAUGAGGGCUGUGCCCAGAUGAUGUGUAAAAACUGUAAACAUGCCUUCUGCUGGUACUGCCUGGAGUCACUGGAUGAUGACUUUUUAUUGAUCCACUAUGACAAAGGACCAUGUCGGAAUAAACUGGGUCAUUCCAGAGCCUCUGUCAUUUGGCAUCGGACACAGAGGCUCAGCUCCAGGGAUCAGUAGCACAGAGGAAGACAGGACAAUUUUCACACAGAGGAUUUAGCCCUUUAAUCCUCCUCUCAUCGCCUAACCGUCUAAAAUAAGCAUUCCGGUGAGUGUGUGUGUGUGUGUGUGUGUAUGUACGUGCAUACGUGCAUGCAGGCGUGUGUGUGCUGGUUUCUCCUGCAGGGCUGUUUGUAAAUAGUAAGCUUUUACUAGUAUAUGGUCUGUACUGCGAAAGUGUGCUGUAAAAAUAACACUGUCAGGCUGACCUAUAGACUGAACCUCAUACUAUUCAGUUCAACUUAUACAUUUUAAUUAUAUCAGAUUCAUUACAUUUGAUCCAGUCCUGCUUUUGCACAUGUUGAGAGUCAAACCCAAAAUUAGUGACACACCUUAUGAACUAACUGCCAAGACAAAUCAAGCCAGAGGUUGGAGUGAAGCGAAGGAGUGUGUGAUUAUCUCUGAUUAUCAAGCAUUUACUGCCCCCUUGUGGUGCUUGAUGUUCUGGUACAUCAGUUAAAUUGGGUGCUUCUUAUGUCCUAAAUUGUGCAUUUGCAUUUCCUUUCCUUGCAUCCUUUCCCUUGUGUCUUAACUCCUUACUUUGAAGACACAGGGAAGAGAUGCCAGGAUGAGAUGAAUCAGUGGCCAACGUGAUGGCAAAACAGUCAUCACUUGUCAUGGGCUUGAAGAAUCUGCUAAUAUUAAUAAACGUUUAUACCCUGUUAUCAACUGACUUUUCACAUGAGCACGAAAACAAUCCGCAUGAAUAAUGUAAUUAACUCUCAUCAUCCUUUCACAGUAUGUGCUGUGAUUAAGAAGACCUUUGUGUGGUUGAGUUCUUGUUCCUGUGUUAGUUCAGUUGUGGAUAAACGCAAGCGUUACUAUUUCAGUGAAUCUGAACACAGUGUGUGACUUUUUUUUCUGCCAUCACAGUUCUGUCAUUAGUGCAAGGUCAUCUGUAAAGCUGCUUUGUGACAGCACCCAUUUGUAAAAGCACAAUAAAAAUAAAUGUUGAAUUGAAUUGAUUAGAAUUUAAUUGAAUUAACUCACUUGUUCUCAUGACCUAUUCAGUUUUUAUUAAAAGGGGAUGUCACCGGUGGUGCUCCAUACUUGCUGCUCUUUACACUGUAGGAACAUUUUAUAAUGGUGUAACCAAUAGAAAUGGAAACAUUUUAUUACAUUAACAUACAUCAAAU
Messenger RNA from Colossoma macropomum (tambaqui), 2235 nucleotides. RefSeq names its product ring finger protein 144ab (gene rnf144ab). The record is from RefSeq and is a predicted model, not a curated record. Lineage: Eukaryota; Metazoa; Chordata; Actinopteri; Characiformes; Serrasalmidae. Gene Ontology annotation, molecular function: zinc ion binding; ubiquitin conjugating enzyme binding; ubiquitin protein ligase activity. Bases 287 to 1060 code for a protein of 257 amino acids. Gene Ontology annotation, biological process: positive regulation of proteasomal ubiquitin-dependent protein catabolic process; ubiquitin-dependent protein catabolic process; protein polyubiquitination. The transcript is spliced from 8 exons. Gene Ontology annotation, cellular component: ubiquitin ligase complex; cytoplasm; Golgi apparatus.